AUGGAAGAAUAUGUUGUGGCUGUGGAAGCCGAUCGGCAGGAGGCACUGUGCCGCCUGGUGCAGUGGCUGAAGGACGUUAGUAAGAGAUGUGAAGGCCAAGCGAACAUCCUCUGGGGAGGAUUGAAGGCCGGAGAGGAUCCAGCGGAUUCUGGGAAGGUGCUGACCUGGAGCACCGACGAGUUGCAGAAGGGCGAGAAGGUGCGUGACCUCAGUGGUGGGAAGGAAAGGAUCCCCCUGGAGAAGGCUCUGGAACGGGGCAACAAGUCGCGGACUGCAUUCAUCACGACGUUUGCAAAGGUCCCUUUAUUCAAGGAUGGAGCGUCCGUGUCUCGUUUCUACGAGAUUACGAACGUCAUCCGCUUUGGCCACGUGAGCAACGGCCAAGUCCUUCCCAUUACCAAGGAGUAUGACUUCCUCGAGGUAGUGGAUGGCGGGCUCUACAGCUAUUCUGGAAAAACUCCCAAGGCAAUGAAGUACGUGAAGCGGCUGUGGGAAAAGGCAGUUUUCCUGGCACAGCGCAACAUGGCCGUCAAAGAAUCCGUUGUCAUGCUCAAG
This is a messenger RNA of Symbiodinium necroappetens, 555 nucleotides long. Lineage: Eukaryota; Dinophyceae; Suessiales; Symbiodiniaceae. The record is from the annotation of a GenBank genome assembly.